GUUGUCCAGGUGAUAACCGACGCUCAGUGCUUACACUAGCGCAUUUCAACUUGACGCAAUGCUAAGCUAACCUCAAAAUCAGAGUCUCGGCGAACUCGAAUUGUGGCUAGCAGUGUUUUCUGUUUACAACACGUGUUUUUCAAGAAACUUAAAGUCAUUCCUCGAAGUUUAAAUAAGGUUCCUGACAUCAAACAUGGAUAUUUAUCAUGGCACUUUUAUCCAUUGUGAGAAUUUUGGCGAAAUCGAAGUUUUGGAGAAUACUGCAGUGGUAGUUCAUGAGGAAAAAAUUGUAGCAAUUGAUGUGAAUAUUGAUUUUGAACAACUACUGAGCACCUACAAAAUUUCAGAACACAAAAUUCGAGAAAUUUACAGACUAUCUGACCAGGAGUUUCUGAUUCCCGGUUUCAUCGAUGCUCACAUUCAUGGCCCUCAGUUUGAAAAUGCGGGACUUGGCUACGAUAAAGCUCUACUUGAGUGGUUGAAAGCAUAUACUUUUCCCUUGGAAAAAAAGUUUGAGGAUGUCAAUUAUGCAACCCCAGUUUAUGAGAAAGUAGUGGAGACAACAUUAAAGAAUGGCACAACAACAGCAGCGUAUUUUGGAACAAUUCAUUCGAAAAGCUGCCUAAAACUUGCAAAAAUUGCAAAAAUGAGAAAGCAGCGUGCUUUCAUCGGAAAAGUGAAUAUGAACAUGAAUGUUCCUGACUAUUUAACAGAGGAUACUAGACAGUCUAUUAGAGAUACAAAACAAUUCAUCAAAGAUGUGAUCAGUCUCGAUGACCCUCGAAUACAACCGAUAAUAACGCCAAGAUUUGCUGUCUCCUGUGACCUAAACAUGUUGGAGCAACUUGGUGCAGUUCAGAAAGAAUUCAACUGUCAUGUGCAAACACAUGUCUCAGAAAAUGUUGAUGAGAUCGAGUUCAUUAAACAGCUGUUCCCAAAGCAUGCAAAUUAUACUGAUGUCUAUAAAAAGGCAAAUCUUCUGGGAGAAAAAACAAUUCUAGCCCACGGUGUUCACUUGACAGAUGAGGAGUUGGAGUUAAUACGAGAAACCAACUCAUCAGUCAUACACUGUCCUGCUUCAAAUACUUGUUUGAAAAGCGGGCUUUGUAAUGUCCGAAGACUUUUAAAUAACAAAAUUAAAGUUGGUCUUGGAACAGAUGUUGCUGGUGGGUACAACCCUUCGAUCCUAGAUGCCAUGAGGCGUGCUAUUGAUGUUUCGAAUCAUAUAUUCCUUUCCAAUCCCGAGUAUAGGCCUUUAAAUUAUAAGGAAGUGUUUUAUUUAGCAACAAUGGGUGGAGCUGCGGCAUUAUCUCUGAGUGAAAAAAUUGGCAACUUCAAGAUUGGAAAAGAUUUUGAUGCUCUCCUUGUAAAUAUGGAAAAUAAAUUGAUCAGAGACCUACGACCUGAAGAACUAUUUCAGAAAUUCUUAUACCUUGGUGAUGAUAGAAAUAUUAAAAAUGUUUUUGUUGCAGGCGACAAAGUGAUAAUAUAAAACAAGGUACCUAUCAGGAAAGUUCAAAUAUUUAACAAAGGUGGUUUCUCUUGUCAAAGCCUCCUAAUCCCAAAGUUUGAAGAUUUUACGUCGCAUCACUCAUAAUAUAUCUAUACAAAUACUGUUUUCUUGGGUCGAUUUCUCCUCUCUUAUAUCCAGUAAUAUGAUAUCUUGGAAACUCAUGUACGAGGAAGGGUAAAACUUUGGGCAGCAAAUAAGACAAACCAUCUACUUCAGUGGUACUUCCCAGCAAAAAUUUGAUGUCAAUUGAAUGGAGACUGAGCAUGAGCAAGUGUGAAAAAUUUGCUUAAGAAGCAUAUUUUUCUAAAAAUUUAACUUUCCAUUAAACUGUCAACAAUAUGAGGGAGCCACUCCAAAAAAUCGAAUGCAAAUUUCUUUUUACCCCGGCGCAAUAUGGGUUUUGUCAUAAGAUUAUAAUUAUUCAUUGUUAUCAAAAUCUAAAAAUAACUUGCAUAUCCUGAGUAACCAAAUCCAUUAUUAAAACAUUUGCAUACAUAGA
Messenger RNA from Bemisia tabaci, 2012 nucleotides. It is a transcript of the gene DhpD, whose product is annotated as guanine deaminase. Gene Ontology annotation, biological process: guanine catabolic process. Gene Ontology annotation, molecular function: zinc ion binding; guanine deaminase activity. Gene Ontology annotation, cellular component: cytosol. NCBI's taxonomy places the organism in Eukaryota, Metazoa, Arthropoda, Insecta, Hemiptera, Aleyrodidae. The record is from RefSeq and is a predicted model, not a curated record.